Echinostoma caproni is the source of this 1200-nucleotide messenger RNA. The record is from the annotation of a GenBank genome assembly. NCBI's taxonomy places the organism in Eukaryota, Metazoa, Platyhelminthes, Trematoda, Plagiorchiida, Echinostomatidae.
AUGAUCGACCGUCAUACAGAGGAGUACAUGUGGACACGUUUGAGUCAAGAUUCCCGGCCUGAUCUGGUUAACAUUGUUACCAUGCUCCCCCCCUCUUACAUGCGAAUGAUCCGAGAUUCAAGCCUGGAUGGACCGGUAGGUAUUAUUUGUGCAUACUAUUCAUCUUCCUUAUCUAGUGCACGCUAUGUGGAUCCUCCUCCAACAUUUCUAUCCACUCCGACCGAUUUGAGCCCAUUCCAUCAGACCGUCUCAGGCAAGGCCAUUUCUAGUCUGCUACGAAAUGACGCCGUCCCUGGUGUCCGAAUGACUGUGCAAAUCGGUCGCCGAACCGGUCUAAUAAAACUGAUCAAUGGACAACAAGUUGAACUCGUUUCUUGGUCCGGGCAUGUCCGUGUUCAUUGUAUACUUGUGGCACCAACUGUCGGACUGCCAACCGGAUCUCGGCGGGAUAUUCGUUCCAUUGUGUUGGGUUCGGCAAGCUCCCCUGCCGUGUAUGAUUUACGUGAUCCACAUCAGUCAGAAACAAGUCUGGAGGUUCUUCUUCCUGUCUCUUUUCACACGUUAACGGUGAACGGUAAAAGUGGUGGGCGGGAAUGGUCUUUGGUUGAACUGUUACUGAAUGGUCUGGAAACAUUGGAACGUCAGUUUACGCAUGAUCCCGUGAAGAAUUGGAGUCUGAUGAUUCAAGUCGAUGUGUGGCAUCAGAGCACCGGGCCGGACAUUUUACAUUUUGACUGGGGAGAUUUAAACGGAACCGAUUUGCCGAAAGUGCUUCAUCCCGGGCCGGGCUAUCAUCUGCUUGGCAGUACCCGAUUUGCUGCGGCCGAUUUGAUCUUUUCCCCUCGAGGUCAACUACCCAGUCGAUGGUAUCCGUUGUGCAAAUUUAUUCAUGGACAGUCUGCCGCCCUCGGAGAGACAGAACCGCGUGUGGCAGGUCAAUUUGUUGGCGGCAUUGAGGCCAGUGUGCAUUUCACAGAUGCGAUUGAAGCUAAACGGCACUUGUUGCGCUAUGUGGCGCGCACUUUCGCACGAGAUUCGAAGACCGCGCAUUGUCUCCGGCGCUGGCUGGUUCCCAUGCCUGUGUUUGCUGUUGGUCAGCCAGAAGAAUUGCCCACAAUGGAAGUUGAUGAAGAACCUUAUUUGUGGCACAAUGGGACUGGUACGUUUUUAACUUUUCGUUCUCUCGUUUUGCCCAGGUAG